ACAGGCAAGACUUCCAAAGGGUCUGUGAUAAAAUCUGUCGAUAAAAAAGAGCCGACUGGGACUUCGUGCAACCAGGAGUCGCCUUCGAAAAGAGUCCAUUUUGCUUCAGAUCCUCAUAUUGAGGAACUCGAGACCGAGGCUGAGGACCCAGAGAUGGACACAGAUAAAGAGCCAGGAAGUACCAGCAUUGCUCGGGUCCCUUCAUUUUAUAUCGGAAAGCCGUUAAAAGAUUAUGAUGCUACUAAUGGAAGGGUGAGUUGUUUUCAUUAUAAGUGAUGGCACGUGUAGACUUAAAGAUACACUAAUGUCCUAUUUGCAUAGAGACGUGCUCCAUAACUUGAUUCGUAUCAGAUGAUAUCUGUAUAAGAUUAAAGCGGCUGAUCGUUAAAAUGAAGCUUAUCCAUCCAAAGCUACUUAGGAACGUAUCAACACCAAGAUAGAUUGGUUAUUAUAAUUGGAUUCGUAUAAUGACGAGUUCUUUGCCCUGAAAUCGAAAUAUUUUGCCACAUACGAUCCAUAUCUAGAAAAAUAUCAUACCGAAACGGUGUUUCUCCCUUCCUGCGAAAUUCUAUUGUUUAAGGAGAAAAUAAUAAAUAAUUUUCAGACCUUUUGACCUCUGUUGGAAACUCAGUUUCCGAUGAAAUCGAAUGUGGGGUAGAAGUUGUUCGAAUUUUUAGAUAGAAAAAAUUUCUCAAUGAUUUGGCAAUCAAAAAUGUUUUUAAACUAAUUACUCCACCUGUUCCUUCUCUGAGAAUAUUGGGCAUCAGUCCAUUGGAGCCUAGAUGGCGCCUUCGACGCCAAUUAGUGUACUUAGCGUAAACAGCUAAGUGCUUUUAAAAAUGCAGAGCAUGACUUUAAAUCUCCUGACAUUGUGAUACCUGAAGUAAUCUUGUACCUAUUGUUUUGUUUCUGUUUUUCUCGGCAGAUCCCCAGUAAUCAUACUUUUCUUGUAAUUCGUCGUCGGGGAGCCUCACGAGCUGAUCACGUGUACAGAUUUAACAAGGCAAAGGCGUUGGGUCUACUAGAACCUGUCAGUCCCGUCAGGCAGCUGGCAAUUAGUGUCGUUACCAAUAGGUAUCCUUUCAAUAGCAAAAUAUAGGUGUUUUCUUUCGGGGAAGUGGUACAGAUGUUAUUGAUUCAUUGGAUGACGAACUGAAAAGAACCAACUAUCGGUAGUUUUUUCUUUCGCUCUUCACUAUCGACAAUUGGUGUUAGAUUAAAUUUAAGUUUGAUCGUUGUUCUUUUCGUUGCCCAAAAUGAUGCUACAACACAAGUAUAAGUGUAGUCAUCUUUUAAAAAAAAUCAUAGGUACAAACGAAGGUUUUUCAACCCGGGUGACGUCGUAUCUUUGGGAAGAUAGUACUAUUUAAGGGUUUGGUAUGUACUUACCCAAGAGAAAGUUGUCAUUCUGAAUUAAACAGAGAUUCGCCGAUGGUUAGAGGGCUUAGUUCCCAAUCUAAAGGCCGAUUUCAAAUCUAGGCAUUGCGUUAAGUUUUCGGGAGGACUUUUUUUUCUUGUAAGGGAUGCUAGCAGAUAACUUGGUGUCACCUGGAAUGGACUAAUAGACCAGCAUUUAAGGCUUAGCAAGACUCCUAAUUCAACAUCGUGCUAUGGUAACUAGGGAUGAAAAAAUUCUCGACGCAGCUGCUCGUGGGCGAGUCACUUUCGUGAGCAUACUUUUUUAUGAAAAGUAGUUGCAAAGGAUUAUUCCGUAACCAAGAUGUAGAUAUUUUGAAUCAUUCGUUAUCCUCACAAUUCUCGCCAACUGUGUGUUCCUUGUAGUUGAAUGUGCACCAGAGGAAGCUGAGUGAGUGAACGAUGAUAUUCUUGUUACAAUUAUCUUUCAAAUAACUGUAGAAUUAUAAUGAUCUACUUCCGAGUUUCAUUUGUGCACUCAUCGACAUUUUGAAAAAUGCAUCUCACAAUUUAGGAGGCUUUAUGAAAACCCUGAUUUACAAUAAAACGGACAAAAAGAGCAAGUUCAUAUUCUCGUGAGCCAGUGCUCAAGGAAUAUUUUUUGUGAUUGGUAUUAUAAAUAAGGUCUAUGCCGACCAAUACUGGCCGAGGCCUCGUAGAUUUACUGCUGCAGCAUUUUUUCGAACUCAAGCAUUCCAGAUACAUCACUUCUUUGAACUUGUUCAACAUUUUGUUCUUGUUUCAGAUAUGUUUUCUGUGGUAUUUACACCUUGGAAAUGAUGCUAAAGAUAUUGUCACGUGGAUUCAUUUUUCACACUUAUGCAUAUCUCAGGGAUGCAUGGAACUGGCUAGAUUUUAUUGUGGUUGUCUUAGGGUGAGUUGCUCCAAAAAUAGCUUGAAUUCGCUUGGUAUGCAAUUAGAUUUAGGUGCCUCCAUAGUCUAAGAAACCUCUAGACAAGCACGAUGUUAAAUGACAGAGUUUUAGGAUUAGCCAUUUUAGUUUACCUAAAUAUCAUUUCCACCUUACGGAAGAAAUGUAAGCUUCGCUUUGAUUAUUUGAUGUCUUUAAUUUAUCUAUUGAUAUGUCUCAACAUAUCUGGACAUCGUUAUCUGGACUCGAAAAACCGUGGUAGUAAUCAAAAUACAAGCAAAUGUAACCACAUUUUUAACUUAUGAUUCGACAGGUACAUCACUGUGGCUCCCAACAUUGCCAAUUUAACAGGCAUCAGAACAGUUCGUGUUCUUAGAGCCCUUAGAACGUUCUCUGCCAUGAAAGGUACAUUAAGAUAUUAACCUUAAAAAAGAGACUGCAUUUAGUUUGUAAGAAAUUCCUUGGAUAAAGUACUAUUUAUGAGUGUUGUUUCAUAUUUUCCCCAAAUGAGCUCUGUUAUGUUGCUGUUCUUCCACUUAUCCUGAAAUGCACAGUGUACGCAGAAAUGUGUCUAACCGGUGCCAGGGACAUCAAUCCCUGAAGCUCUUUAGAAGAAAUAAUAAAAAUCACUUAGUUUUUCUGGAAGCUAAUGAACUUUAAAAUGAUUGUUUAAAUGAAGCAUUUAAGAUGACGGAAAAUUUAAAAUUUAUAAGAAUGAGUUCCUCGAAUAAGGCCAGUUUUCGCCAGGAAACAUUAUAGAGUGCCAGCUUUGGCUGUACCCUUCAUUGAGAUUUCUUUUCUUCUUUUUUAAUUUAUGUGACAGUUUUUGUUCGAUAAUUGGUGUUUAGUUACAUCACUAUCUAUUGAAAUGGUGUAUUUUAGCACAACUAUUGACCACUUUUGUGUCAUUACGCGUUCAUUUUAUUAGGUUUUCAUUUCCUUUUUCAGGUCUCCGAGCGAUGGUGAACACCUUACUCCGUUCUUUGAAGCUUUUGAGUGAUGUCUUAGUUUUGUUUUUGUUCUUUCUCGCUGUCAUGGCGCUAAUCGGUCUGCAACUAUUUUCUGGAGAGCUCAGGAACAAGUGCAUUCUUAACACACCAUUCAAUGGCUCCCUGAGCAUGCAGGAACGAGCCCUAAACCAAAGUAAGUAACAGAGUUUGAGGGAGUAAACGGCUCCAAACGUAUUUUUCUAUUCCCCACAAAUCUUGAAGCAAAGAAAGCCUGAUAUAUAUUUCUGACAGGUGACUCUUUGGAGAGGAAGCUAACCGAACAUUGAUAUACAUUUGAAGCUUUUGCUCGUGCUUCCUGGUCUCCAGAGUCAAUAGUAAGGACAAGAUAUAACUCUUGGAGAUAUAAUAGCUUCUCAUACCUUUUUACCUUUAACGGUUACGUUAUCACUCAUAUCUAUUCUUUACACCUACCUGUACCUUAUGGACACGUAAACUUUUGGGAGUUUGCUCUUUUAGGUCAUAACAAAGAAAUCAUAGGUCAUUCUAGUUAAUUCUCCACAGGAAAUUAACCUCCACGCUAAGGGGAAAUCAUAUCCUUAGCAACUGAACAAAGGUCUAACCACUGAACGCACCAAAGCAGUUUGUUGUCAUUUUCUUGUAAAGGAGUAUCGUGGACUAUAUUAUUUCCUGUCAUCUUUAUGGGAGCUUGCACAAAAAGCUUAUCUCAGUGUAAAGCAAGAAAUUAGAUCACUCUCGAUAAAGUGAAUUGGCAGUGCUUUGGAUUUAAUGAAGUAAGAGAGUAUCAGCUAAGAUACAGAACCCUUUUCCUGAUUUAUAUUCAUUUAGAAAAGGCAAUAUUUAAGCAAAACUUGAUAAUGAUUUUGAUGCAAGUGGUCUUUAAGAGUAAUUAGAUCUAAAUAAACGAACAAAUUCUUCCAGGCUUUUGGUUGAUUCAUGAAGGCGAGCCUUUGAUUUGUGGAAAUUCUUCAACUGCUGGGUAAAGUAUAUCUCAGUAUUUGAAACUAAUGAUGGAAAUAGCCGUCAUGUAUUUUUGGGUGUAUAUAUUUCAAUUUACCUUUUAUCAUUCGUACAUUAUUUCAAAAUACUGAUUACAGCACCUCUCUUAAUGGGACUUAACAUAAUUUUUUGUUUGUGUUACUGCAGAAGAGAGUCGCUGUCUAUCUGUGUUUUGCUUUUUUUCCCAACGUUCUAAGAUAAUUAGGCGUUGAAAAAUUGUGUAGCGAUUAACUAACUGCUAUUUAACUUUAGAUCAUGUCCAUCUAAUUACACGUGUAUGCCUCACGCUGGUCCAAACCCUGAUCAUGGUUACACGUCAUUUGAUAACAUUGGUUGGUCGUUGGUCAUGGCUUUACAGAUACUAACAAUGGACUUCUGGGAGAACGUAUAUGAUAAGGUACCCUAGGGUUUGUUUCGGGCACAAAAUUGAUCCAUCUUUCUCUCAAUUUCCAUCAUAAUCUCGUCUCGUGUCUUCUGGUGGACUUCACAGUGCUAAAUGUUUGAUAAGGGUAGAGCCGAUCAAAAGGAAAGCAAAAAACAUCAAAUAGAUCUGACAGGGAAUUGUAAUUAUUCGCUAAAAAGGCAAUACUUUUAUCUUAUAUUGCGAAAUGAUUGCGAGGCAGACUGCAAGUCAUUCCAACGGUACCGCUGGUCUAAGCCAAAACUGGAUCUUCCAAACUAUGAAAUUAGAAAAGUAAGGUUUUUCCAUGGUUAUUGAGAUUAGGACAAAACUAUUGAUUUUUUUAGAUUAUCUAUAAGUAUGUGAGCAAGGAAGGCACGUCAUCUACAAAUAAUUUUUCGUUUUUAGCUCACACUUGUCUGAUUGUACCUCCCUCUUUGUAUUACGCUUUUAAAUAAUACCCAAAAUAAAACAAUUUAUUUUUACGCGUCAGCAAGUUGUUUUAACCGAUUGAUCUUAAUUAAUGAACAUUUGAUUGACUUUUAUCUAUGCUUUGAAUCGACAAUGUGCUGUUGUGUUUAGAUCAUCAGGGCUUCAGGAGCACUUUAUGUGCCAUAUUUCAUGACUGGAAUAUUCUUCUGUUCGUUCUACCUGAUGAAUCUGGUUUUGGCUGUGGUAUAUUUGUCGUACGAACUGGAGCUGUGUUCGGAGGAGAAAGAGGUAACACUGCAGGUUGCUUUGUACCAACUGUGAAUUAAGUAGGAUCUCCAGAAUGGGAGAUUGGCGGGCUCUUCUCUGCUAAUCAAGCAGUAGGACGAAGUCGAUAUGAAGUCAGAUUUUUGUGAGUUUGUAAACGAUGAUAAACUAUCACUUGCUUUUUUCAUCCCCUUUUAUUGAAAACUCUUAAACAGAGAGAAAAAAGGACACAUCUGAGAAAAACCGGAGCUUCUUACGAAGCUGAUCAAGUAACGCUUCAGCGUCUAAGCCCCCUGGAUGGAAGCAAGCCUCCUCUCAUUAUAACUAACAACACCAAGGAAGGACGUACCGAUGAAACCCCUCUGCAAUCUUUGCCCAAAGAAGAUGAAAGAAAAAGCUCCACGUUACGCCAUUGCCUUAUUCCAGCUUGUGUGCAGCGAGAUGACUGGAGGGUUUCCAAAGUACAAUGUAAAGUUGUUGUUCGUACAAACUCCUUUUGGAAGAACUUACGCGAACGCAUGCGUGAUAUUACUACUCACUCUGCCUUUGAUGCAGUCAUUGUGGUGCUGAUACUCCUAAACACUAUAGUUCUGGCCCUGUAUCACCAUGGCAUCGAUCCAAAGUUUCGACAGGUCUUGGACUACGUGAACUUGGUGAGCAGACCAAGAAUACCGGGAUUCAAAUCUCCAUGAUUUUUUUAUAAUAUAGGAAAAUCUAUAAUCAUAAAGAUAUGUGAUAAUUAUGCAAACUCCACAAUACCUUGAUUGAUCCCGAUUUCUCCUUAGUGAGACUCAAUUUAUUUUAUCUUCGUUAAGAAACCAGAUGGACUAAUGGUUUGCUCAAUCAACCCCAGAUUGAAGGGCCUGUGUUAAAGUCUCGGAGGGGUCAAUGGUGUCAUGGUCUUGGGCUUAGCUCUUUAAAUUGACUCUCAUCACCCUGACUCUCUUCCACCCUGGUGUAUGAAUGGGUUUUGGAUAACAAAAAUAACCAGCUUUCGAUUUAGGCAUUCAGAGCCGCUUCAAGCAACAGAAAUCGGGAUAAGCUCUUGCAGGAAUGACUGACAGGCUCGAAGGACUUAAAUUCACCCUUUCAAAAAAUAUUUGGCAUCGCUGUAUUCCACGUUCUUUUGAGUUUGACGAUGAUGGUGACAAUGACGUCAAUAUCGCUUUGGGUUAGGUUAGGUUAUCGUUUUGGCUAAUCAAUGUAUUCCUCAAUCACACCUAGGUUUUCACCGCGUUGUUUGCAGUUGAGAUUGUUUUUCGUUUGAUCGCCAUGGGACCCAUGGGUUUUAUCCGCAGCAGGUGGAACGUCUUCGAUACUACUGUCGUCACAGGUAGUUUAUUGGGGUACUUCUACAAAUCUGCUGAGGGGCUUAGCAUAUUUCGAACACUGAGACUGGUGAGUAAUCAUGUUCAAACUUGAAUUAGCUGAGGAAACAAACUAUGUGUUUCUUCAUUAUUCAAGUCCUAUCAGCAACAUUUCGUUCAUACGUGAUUCAGCAGUAAAAAGAACUCAAAGGCGAUCAACACAGUGGGUCUUUUCCAGCAAUCAUUGCGAGCAAUGAAACAUCGAUGCUUCUUUAAGACCCUUGUAAAAUGUCGUAGCCUUAGGCCAAUGAAUGGUUAUUUGUCUGCCGUAAGCAGAUUGAACAACCAAUUUAAGUAAUCAUAAGUGAACCCUUUUUAGAAUAAGCUGAUUUUCUGACAGAACCUCACUGAUUACAACCAGGGUUGUAGUUUUUGACAGUCGAUAUGCCUUGACUGCACCACGGUGUAAGCUAUAUUUACCUAAGGACGAAAACGUCUUCAUCCACUAGGUUCGAGUGCUUUGUUUAGCUAAGUCAUGGAAGACAAUGGAAAGGCUCAUGAAAGCCAUCGCCAGGAGCGUAGGACCAGUUGGAAACAUUACACUGAUACUCAGCGUUGUAAUCUACAUCUUUGCCGUACUGGGAAUAAAGGUGUUUGGUAAAGCUUAUACGGUGGAGAAGUUUGGCGAAGACGGAAUACCUCGCUGGAAUUUCAACGACUUUUGGCACGCAUUUAUGAUGGUGUUCAGAGUGCUGUGUGGGGAGUGGAUUGAGCCCCUGUGGGACUGCAUGAGGGCCACCAGUGCAGGACAGGCGACACUAUUCUUUCUUACUGUUCUUGUUGUGGGAAAUUUCAUAGUAAGCAAUAGUUUUUCCAUUUUUUUUGCCUUUUUUAAAAAAGAAAUGUCUCGAUCCCGACAUUUUUUAACAUUCUUAAAUUUUAUUUUGACUGCAGUCUGAUCGGACGACGGUGAUGGUUACAUGCUAAAAGAUGCUUUUGCAGUAUAAAACUUUGCAAGGAGAAAAAUACCAAAUCCUUCUUUUUUUUACAACUCAUCACUGACUGAAUGAUUGACUGACAGACUGCCUAACUGACUGCUUGGCUAUCCGACCAAUUACCUGACCAAAUGAUUGGAAACUGGAUAGAUGGUUGACAUACAAUGGAUGACUCAGCAGACUAUCCCAUAUUUCCUUAUGGUAGCUAGAGUUUUCAAAUUGAUCUUUCACAGCCUUUGAUUUUUCUUAUUUUCAGGUGCUUAACUUAUUCGUAGCUCUCUUGGUGAAUGCGUUUGACUUCAGAGAGACCGAUAAUGAGCCAAAUGACGAUACAGAGACUGCAGAUGGUCCGUCAAAAUGCUCUUUGGGGAUAAGGAAAGCCUUCCAAACAAGAAAAUCUCGAUUGUUUGUAGCAAAGUACCGGGAACCGUUUCGCCUCUACGAACUGCAGGUUCUGGAAAGUAGCCGCUUUUCCAGCAAAGAUACCGCGGGCCGCUUAGCAAUAUGCGAAACCGCGGAUCACCGUGAAGAAUCAAUGGCUGAGGAUGUCACUUUUAAAGGUAAGCCUUUUACGACUUAUAGUACACUUUUUGCCGGACUGAGGUUUUCCUUGUUAUGAGUAAUUAAUGUAAAUAUAUGCUUCUAGAAAUUUCCAGACUGCUGAGUCAUACUAACUUGCAUACCAUAGAACUUUCCAGAACAUUUCAUCAAGUCACGUAUUUAUAAUGUAAUACUACUAAAAUAGUUCUUAUGUAAGCUUCUGGAAUGUUCCAGAACACUUUAUGGAUAUAUAUAAAGACUCUCUUGUGUAGUAGGAGUAGUUGUUGUUGUUGUCGGAGCGACGACUGUUUUGCAGGAUCUCUAAUCCACCUUCCUUGAAAAUGGAUUUUAAUCAAACACUUCUCUUUCAUAGACCGCAAAAUUGAUGAAGAAGAUGCGAAUACCAUCAUGGUGAGAUCUGAGUCUGAACCCGUACACAAAGCAAACUUGCCAACCUCACAAUUUCAGCAACAUUCAACAGAGAACAAGGAAACUUUACCUGAGGCCAACAAUGGUCUUUCAGCCAACCGCCCCACGCGGUACAUGAUGGAAAUUGAUGACUGUCUGCCGGAAUAUUGCAUGGAGUGUCCACUGUGGAAACCAUUCUCCUCGCGACAUUUCUGCUGGCUUAAGUUCCGUUGCAGGGUGCGGGUUCUCGUGGAAAAGAAAUACUUCGAGUGGUUUAUUCUUGUUACAGUAUUCCUCAGCAGCUUUGCAUUGGUAUGGCAGACUUUACGAUUUAUAUGUCGCCAUAUCUUUAAAUUAAAGUCCUAUGAAGUGGAUGUUUAGUAACUAAUACCUUCUACAGUCAUUUCAAAUGCGCUGUCUUUUCCUAACUAGCGUUAAACGCUAAGAAUCCAACACUAUCUCUUAUCAUGCUCAGAAUCAAAACGUGUUACGUUUAUAUGUUUCAAGGAGGUUUUUGGCUGAGCUCCCAUUGUCUUGGUGCUGUGAAAGACUGUGUUUCCAGAAAGUAGAAUAGUUAUGAAGGUUGAGUUUGUGCCUUUCAAUGUUAUUCAGAUUUUUGAAGACGUUCAUCUUCACAAGAAGCCGAAGCUUGCAAAGACUUUGGAAAUAUGCAACUAUAUUUUCGCAGCCAUCUUCACUAUGGAGUUCAUUCUGAAAGCCAUUGGUUUUGGACUCAUCAAGUACUUUUCUUCCGCUUGGAACUGUCUGGACGCUUUUAUUGUUUCCGUGAGUAUAUCAAGUUGCCUGACAUGUUCAAUAGGCCAUUUCAGAGUUAAUACGAGAGAUCUGGUGCCAAAAAUAUAGCACGAGAACGCACCGAGCCUCCUUCAAGUGCUUUAAUUUAACCAUCAGACCUUCUACAUAUGAGAACUCAGAAGUGAGCUAUUCCAUUUCUCUGCGAUGUUAAAAGAAUAGUAGCCAAACUAAUUUAGUCAGAGUAAAAUUUGAUAGCAGAAAUGACCGUGGGAAAGCAUAUUUUGGAUUCCCGAUUGAAUUUGGUCAGUUAAUGCUAAUUUAUUUUUGAGCUCGGUAUUGCUCUUGAUAUUUGAUUUAAAAACUUCGAACAACACCUUACUCUUUUUUAUCCCAGCGUUAAAACUUUGUAUAAAGGCCUCUUUUCGAACAGCAAGAGAAUAGAUAGUUUUCCACAGCUAAGAAUUUUUAAGUAAUUAAUCACUUGUCUGUGAACCCAAGCUGCAUAGAAUGACAAUUCUUUUCCUCUAUACAGAUCUCUCUCGCCUGUGUUUUCGAAAACAAGAACCUGUCUGUAUUUCGUUCACUACGUACAUUACGAGCUUUGAGGCCACUAAGAGCAAUCUCACGACUGGAAGGAAUGAGGGUAAUACGUUAACUGCGAGUUAGCCUUGAAGCAGCUGAGGGCAUAUAUGGUUCUAUAUGUACUUCCUCCCCUUAAACAAACAAAACUCGUGUCUCCAAUUUUUUAGGGAUUAGUCAUUAUUUAUCGCCUGGGUAAGUGGGAUGGGGAAGACAUGGUUUUUCAGGGGAAAUGGUGUGGGGAUCAGUUGUCGUCAACAGAGUAUGAAGGAGGGACUAUAGCAAACUGAUUACCAAAUUAACUGCCAGUGAGGGGGGUUAUAAGAAUAUAACAGAACCUUUGGGGGGAUCAGGUAAAUUCUAUCGUGAAAUAACCCCUCUGGCGAUAAAUAACGACCAGUCCUUUAAAUCCUCUGUUUUUACGAGAAGUCUUUCUCGAUCCACAACUUUCGCUAUAACUGGGGCUACGAUGAUGUGGCAAGUACACCAUGCGCUUUGAUCUCACAGUGCCGCUAAAACGCAAGAGAAUACUGACAUAGAUAUGAGAAACUGCUAGACCAACAUGAUGAAACUUAGGAGGACGUAACUGUGGCUAAUGUCCCAUUUAGGAAGAAAAGCACUCAGCAUGGAAUCUUCAGAAAACAACAUCACAGAAGCACAUGAAGUUUUGCACACCAUAGUGACGUUCUUAUAAAAUGAUUGCUUCCAUUUUCCUUCUCAGGUUGUGGUAAACGCGCUGUUCGCAGCUAUUCCAGGUAUUGGCAAUGUACUGCUGGUCUCUCUUCUUUUCUGGUUAAUAUUCAGCAUUCUUGGUGUUCAUCUUUUCGCUGGAAAGUUUUAUAAGUGUGUGGACGCAGACAAAGAGCCUUUAUCCGCCUUCGUCAUCCCUAACAAAGAAGAAUGUCUCAAGCACCCGGGAGAAUUUCGCUGGGUGAAUUCUAAAGUGACAUUUGAUAACGUUUUUGCAGGAUUCCUCGCACUUAUGCAAGUGGUAAGAUGAUAUCAUCCAAGGCACCUUAAAGCUUUCUAUCGGAUUGGUAAAGUAGAUUGCUCAUUACCUCACAAUGUUUUGUUUAGCUAUAGUCCCAAAGUUAAUACAAUAUUUUCAUUGUGGAAAAGGUUGGGAGUGUCAACAUACCAAAUUAGAAAAUGCGAAUGGAUGAAAGACGUUUUACAGCCCAAACUGAGACUUUGAACUACAUUAUUCUGUUUUCAGGCGACCUUUGAAGGAUGGAUGGAAGUUAUGAAAGACGCCGUCGACUCCACUGAGGUUUGUAUUUACAUUUAAUUUGGUUACAUGAGCAUUAUUGACAACUCUAAGUUGUAAAUGAUGUAUGCAAGAAAAAGCACAAUUAAAUCGAGUGUGGGAUCCAACUGCUGGAGAGCACACCUGCUCUGCGCAGGUAACAGAGCGCCUGAAAUUCAAUAACAUUCGAGUUAAAUCAGAAUUAUAUUCUCAUAUCAUUACGAAAACAAGAAUUCUCUAUCAAUAUGAUCAGACAAACAUCACUUCGCCAUUGCAUGGCGGAGCAGAGACGAUGCUGUGUGGGGAGCAAUGGUGUAUUCCCCUGUUGCCCGGGAUCAAUUUCCGGAAGUGUUAUUUGUAUUAGUCUUUACGGCUAGGGUUUUCUCUUAGGCUCUUCCUCUCACCAAUAAUACCAGCGCCACGAAUUAAAUUUGGAAUCGGAGACAAUAAGUGGACAAGUGACCGAUAGGAGGAUAAUCUUGUUCUGUCCUGUUCUAAAUCAUUGCAUAGUGAUUACAAAAAAUAUAGCAUUAAAUUCACAUGGUAAUCACAUUACGUUUACAAAUUGUUCAAAUUACCUCCUAAAAGUAACCAUUAGCCUGAGUAACUCAUCAGUGAAUUUGCUUUUUUCCCGUCUGUAGGUGGAUUUGCAACCUAUGUAUGAAAAUAACUUAGUGGCUUACAGCUUCUUCGUGGCCUUCAUAGUCGUUGGUUCCUUUUUCGUACUGAAUCUUUUCGUCGGAGUCAUCAUCGACAACUUCAACACGUUAAAAAAGAAGGUACACCAUCGCAUGAUAACGGAUAUUUCUACCAGCAGUUAUCUCGUUCCAACUGAUUCUGGUGUCAACCAAAAUGGGGACAACAAAGUACUUCCUAAGAUUUUCGCUAAGCAUUUCAAUGAUAUCAGGUUUCCCCUUUCUCCUUGCAGGGAUGUUCUGAUUAGCAAUGCUAGGAUUUAAGUUGAACUGAAAUCUGAAUGAGUCCCUAUAUGGAUUAGAGACAAUUCAUCCCUCUAAGCAGUUCUUCCGUUCAUACAUACAACCAGAAGGGUUAGAGUGAUAUAGUACCAAAACAUCCACCAAUGAAAAAAAUCACCGGAAGGAGUUUAAUAGGCGACUCCCCUAAUUAUAUGUUCCAAUAAAAAAAAUGAUAAUCGACGUGUUCUCCUUAUACCUAUCGUCCUAACUGGACGAAGAAAUUCGUUAUCCUUAAAGAUGGUUAUUUUCCAAAGUGAUUGAAGUCAGAUUAUUAUCCCGCUAACUACUGGGUUUUUUUACGUCGACGUUUUUACCGUAGUACGAAGAACUCAAUAGCAUGGGGAUGCUACUUACAGAUACGCAGAGAAAAUGGGUCUCUUUCCUGAAGGAAGCCGCCAAGAAAAAGCCACCGACAAGACAGAUUCGCCCGAAGGUUAGAUCUCAAGGGGUCGCAACAGAUAUAUGUAAACGCUAGGUCUCGUUCUUGUCAAGGUGAACGUGUUGGUGGUUCACAUUUUGUAUAAGUGCCAAAAAAAUUCAACGGAAGAAACAUUACUUGAACGGGAUUUCUCUUCAACCUUAGCAUUCCCUUGACAAGCGUCUAUAACCAAUUAGCGCCGACAAAGUUAGUCGUUGACGAUGACAGGUUCUUGUGUACGAAGUAAUAUAUCAAACACGAGGAAGAGUGUUUCAUCCGAUAUCCAAACACCGAGAAGUGGUUGAGAAAACGAGGUGCAGCCGAGUUUUUUUUAACCAACUUCAAGGUGUUUGGAUAUCGGAUGAAACACCCUUUCGAAUGUUUGAUAUAGCUUCUCAAACCAUUAAUAAUUCUUGGAGAAAAUCAAAGCAAAAGUUCACCAGACUUUAUGAUAAUUAAGAUCACAUAUCCAAACCUCCUUCACGGUUGUAACUUCCUUUGUUUUCUCAGCAUGAAUUAUUAAUGAGUUUGAGAAUACAUGUGCAAAACUGGCAUUUUCGCUUUUGGGCUUACUUGCGAUCAGGCGUUCUUUUUUUCGGUGAAAAAGCUAAACUCGGAAGUGUGGAAACUAACUAGUGGAAAAAAGAACGCAUGAUCGCAACUUUGCUCCCAGAAAAUACAGCUUUACAAGGAAAACGUAUCAUAAUUUUCAAUGAAAGGGACGCACUGUCGAGGGGAAGUUGCCAAGGAAAAAACUUACUUUCGUAAAUACUUUCAUGAAUACUACUCUCAUCCACAUUAUCCAUGCACCCCGAAACGUUUUGGAAAUGAACUUUUCCGGAUUUCUAUUGCAGGAUAAAUUAUUUGGCUUGUUAUACGAUGUGGUCACUGGUGACAAGUUCGAAAUUGCAAUUCUAACUGUGAUCAUGUGCAAUAUGGUAAUGAUGACGAUUCAACACUAUGGCCAGUCUACCGAGAUCACCGGCGUAUUACAUAUCCUUUCAGAGUCCAAAUUAAGGCAGAGUUUUACAUAGUUCUGUUGGUUUAUCCAAAUGCCCACUUUUCUGUAAUUAUGGUAGGUGGAAACUUCUUCCAUUGAGUUAUUUCACACCCAAGCGCCUCUAGCCGUUCUUCUCAGAGUGGCAUUAAAAACCUCUGGCCACUCCACUUCAAAGGACUGAAAACGGGAGGAAAGGGAGAGCGUUUACCAUCAAUAAUUAGAACUACAUUUCACGAAGAAGAAAAAAUGCGUGAGGUCAGGACAUUCCAUAUUCAUUUGCUUGAUAAAGAUUUUUUUCAACUGAUCUUAUCUCCCUAAAAUGAUUAUCAUGCCCUAUAGGGUUACCCUGAAACAACAAUUUCCUUAACUGAAAGGUCCACGCGUGUCUAAUUAUGUAUUCACGGGGAUAUUUGUUCUGGAAGCCCUCGUCAAAAUUGUGACAUUAAGACUGCACUACUUCAAGAAACCAUGGAAUGUGUUCGACUUCAUCAUUGUUAUCAGCUCCCUUGUUGGUAAGCAGCGACACAAUUAUUACACAAGUGCAUAAAACAAAUAGGCUUCCUUAUCAUUUACUCCAUGCAGCCCAGUCUGCACUUUCAUCGACAUUUUACCCUUAACGUCCCCUUAUGGGGGCAGUAGGCGAUUAGGGAAGUAGAGGCAGAGAAAUUCGCACGGCCAAGUGUAUAUGCACUGUUUUGCGAGGAGAAUGAAGACAAAGGUGGUGGUAAGCUAAAAUGUCUUUCGACUGGGUCGAGGCGGGCCGAACAGUAAAAUAUUUGGUUCUCGGUCAUGACGAAAAGAUCUCCAGACUAAUGUUUCCCGUCUAGCCCAUGUCAGUAGACAUGCAUGUACAAUUUGAUCAUCAUUCAAAGAUUUCUGAAGUAAAUUUGGGCAAGACUCUUUUAUUUCUAAUGUAUGUGGAAAUCAGGGCUGCCUUAGGAUUAGCCUCACUACCAGGUUUACGAAUCUUGCAGCAUGCUCUUACGAUCUUAUGCAGGCAGAUCUUGAUAGAGAGAGUCUGGCUUGCAGAAAUAGGAACUUUUUGAGACGUUCGUCGAAAUCAAAGCCUGCCAAAAAAGUUUUCGAGUGGUGCAACAAUUUCCGUUCCAAGCCUUUUAAGGCUUGUAGUUCAAAGAUGAAAAGAUGAAAAAUGGCCAUCAUAAAGAUACAACUAGAAAACUUGCAACUGCUGACCGAUUGUGAGCACGAAGGCCCGUGGCUCGAUUGAGAUUUUUUCUUUGUCCUAGGCCCAUGAAAAUUUUUUCUGCGUCCCUAAAUUAUCUUAGCCUUUUUUCAUAAACUAGGUAGCAGCUGUCUUAUUUUGUUCCACAGACGUAAUUCUCGACGAGUUCAGUGCGAGCGAUGGCACUGUCAGCCCCAGUCUUUUGCGUGUUCUCAGAAUCUUUAGAAUUGCCAGGUUGCUAAGACUAGUAGAGUUUGCUAAGGGAAUACGUCAGCUCCUGUGGGCUCUGAUGAUUUCGUUACCAGCCCUUUUCAACAUCGGAACACUGCUGUUCAUGGUGAUCUUUAUUUAUGCCAUCAUCGGUAUGUCAGCAUUUGGAAAUGUCAAACGAGAAGGCGAGCUCAACGAUGUCGUCAACUUUGAAACGUUUGGUACUUCGCUGUUGCUGCUGUUUCGUCUGGCAACGGGAUCGGGAUGGAACGACAUUAUGGACGCUUUGCUUCUAAAACCUCCAGAUUGUGACCCUAACUACAUGGGACUUCCUCACGGAAACUGCGGUUCUUUCGGCGCUAUCAUCUAUUUGGCCAGUUACGUCAUUGUGGUGUUCUUGGUCAUUGUUAACAUGUACAUCGCCAUCAUCCUCGAGAAUGUAAACCGCGCUCACGAGAUCGAAGACUUCUGCAUCACCAAAGAGAAUUUUGACAGUUACUACACCACAUGGGGUACGUUUGUUCCAGACGGGAAGCCUUACCUACCUUUGGAUCGUCUUUCGGAGUUCGUGGAUUCUCUUGAAAAACCGUUCAAGAUACCUCAGCCUAACGCAGGUGCAUUGAGGCUUCUGGAUAUUCCAGUGCGCGCUGGUGAACUUAUUCAUUGCUUCGACCUGCUCAAGGCACUAGUCCGACGUGUCUUGGAAGAGCAUGGUGAGUCGCCUGAAGUUUUCAAGGACAUAACUGUGAGAAUGGAGGCUAGCUUCAAUAAAUCUUUUAUAACACACAAGAGAAUCUCUUCGUUUAGUGGCUCAACUAAGACCAAGCUGAGCCUAGACUUAAACGAAACAGUUACUUAA
Pocillopora meandrina is the source of this 15828-nucleotide messenger RNA. Lineage: Eukaryota; Metazoa; Cnidaria; Anthozoa; Scleractinia; Pocilloporidae. The record is from the annotation of a GenBank genome assembly.